Perca fluviatilis (European perch) is the source of this 4286-nucleotide messenger RNA. It is a transcript of the gene slc6a4a, whose product is annotated as solute carrier family 6 member 4a. NCBI's taxonomy places the organism in Eukaryota, Metazoa, Chordata, Actinopteri, Perciformes, Percidae. Gene Ontology annotation, biological process: sodium ion transmembrane transport; serotonin uptake. The record is from RefSeq and is a predicted model, not a curated record. Bases 602 to 2467 code for a protein of 621 amino acids. The transcript has 13 exons. Gene Ontology annotation, molecular function: serotonin:sodium:chloride symporter activity; serotonin binding. Gene Ontology annotation, cellular component: neuron projection; membrane.
AGAGAGGUUUGAGAGCUCAAUGGGAAAACACUGUGUCCUGAUGUGCUAGUGCACGCUGUGUCUCUUGCAAGUUUUUGCAACACCACAGGAUUCUUUAAGUUUUGGGUAGAAGUUGCUGCUGCUGCUGCUGCUGGUUUAGCAGGUUCUACUUGUCCUCAUUUACCAUCUUUUAAGUUUGCCCCAUCACUGAGUGUCUUAGAGGACGAGCAGUUUGAGGAGAAGAUCCACACUUUUCUGCUGGCCACAUCCUGUUCAAACACAUCACUCUGCUCGUAUAUCCUCCGCUGUCUGUCCUCACAGCCUGCUUUUAUUCCUUCUUGCUCAACAGACUCUUACACAUUUCAGUCUUCUCCUACAUACACACACCCACAUACACUCACCUCCCCUCACCCGUUCUCAUUUUUUUUUAUUUUUUUUUUUUUUAAGCUCUGCUCUCCUGCUCUCCUGUUCCCCUUCUUCUUUACCUGUCCCUUGCUUUCCUAACCCCUCUGUUCCCCUAAUGGGCACCAUAUCAGACAGCAGUGCCACAUUCCCUUCAUUGUCACUGAGAACCUCCCUCCACCCCUAACCGCCUCGCCAACGCCAACAUCAACACGAUCCAAUGGAGACAAAUGAUAUGAUGCUGACGAGCAUGUUGACAAUGGAUAAAAGAGAGAAUGAGGGAGAGAGGGAGAAAGGAAGAGAGGAGGUGGGGGGAGAAGCGGAGGGAACACAGCAGGAACAUAGUAGGCCGAUGCUGGCUGAUGGUCUCGCAGAGAGAGGACCCAAGAGCCUGAUCUCCGGUUCUGGACAGCAGGUGUCCAAUGGCUUCACCACAUCCACUCCUCAAAGCCCCAGGGAGGGACCGGGGAGCGCAGCUUUUUCUGGAGGAACAUCCUCUGUACCUGGAGGAGGCACCGGGUCCUCAGUGCCGCUUGGAGGCCUCAGGACUCUGGUGGUCCAACAAACCAGCUUGGAGAAGCCCAGAGAAACCUGGAGCAAGAAGAUGGACUUCUUGCUCUCUGUGAUCGGCUAUGCGGUGGACCUGGGAAAUGUCUGGCGCUUCCCUUACAUCUGCUACCAAAAUGGAGGAGGUGCCUUUUUGCUGCCCUACCUGUUGAUGGCGGUGUUUGGAGGUGUCCCUCUCUUCUACAUGGAGCUGGCUCUUGGCCAAUUCCACCGCAGCGGCUGCAUCUCCAUCUGGAAACACAUCUGCCCCAUCUUCAAAGGGAUCGGCUUUGCCAUUUGCAUUAUAUCCCUCUACAUAUCCUUCUACUACAACACCAUCAUGGCCUGGGCCUUGUACUAUCUACUGUCAUCGUUCCGACCCACCCUGCCCUGGACCACCUGCGCCAACAGCUGGAACACAGUCAACUGUAAACAUUACAUGUCCACCGAUCACAAUGUGUCGUGGUCCAACUCCUCCACCUCCCCCGCCGAGGAGUUCUAUAUUCGCCAGGUUCUGCAGGUCCACCUCUCCCCAGGUCUGCACCAGCUGGGCUCUGUCAGCUGGCAGCUGGCCCUCUGCCUGCUCUUCAUCUUCACCAUCGUCUACUUCAGCAUCUGGAAAGGAGUCAAGACGUCUGGAAAGAUCUUCUUCUCACUGGGUCCAGGGUUCGGCGUGCUCCUUGCCUUUGCCAGCUACAACCCGUUUCACAACAACUGCUACAAAGAUGCUUUGAUCACCAGCUCUGUGAACUGUCUGACUAGCUUUCUGUCUGGCUUCGUCAUCUUUACCGUGUUGGGCUACAUAGCUGAGAUGAGGCACCUGGAUGUGGAUGCUGUGGCCAAGGAUGCUGGUCCCAGUCUGCUGUUCAUCGUUUAUGCAGAAGCCAUAGCAAAUAUGCCUGGUGCUACUUUCUUCGCCAUCAUCUUCUUCCUCAUGAUCAUUAUGCUGGGUCUGGAUAGCACGUUUGCGGGGUUGGAGGGGGUGAUCACCGCUAUGCUCGAUGAGUUCCCUCAUGUCCUGUCUAAGAGACGAGAGCAGUUUGUCCUAGGCCUGGUGUGCUUUUGCUACCUCGGGGCUCUCUCCACACUCACAUAUGGAGGAGCAUUUGUGGUGAAGCUGUUUGAGGAGUAUGCUACAGGCCCUGCAGUCAUCACUGUGGUCCUGCUUGAAGUCAUCGCCGUUUCCUGGUUCUACGGUACCAACCGUUUCUGUAAUGACAUCCAGCUCAUGCUUGGUUUCUACCCGGGCUUGUUCUGGAGGGUCUGCUGGGUGGCCAUCUGCCCCUGCUUUCUGCUGUUCAUCGUCAUCAGUUUCCUGGCCUUCCCUCCAGAGGUCAAGUUGUUCAAAUACCACUUCCCGCCAUGGACCACUGUCCUCGGCUACUGCAUUGGGGUGUCAUCAUUCAUCUGUGUGCCUGCUUAUAUGGUCUACCACUUGCUCAAUGCCAAGGGAACAUUCAAACAGCGUCUCUUGAAGAGUAUCACUCCAGAGCCCAGCGGUGAACAACACAGAGACUUCAUUGUCACCAAUGCAGUCUGACCAAACCCUGACCAAAAGAAGGUGCCAGUCUAGCAACAUACAGUGCCCUUUUCUGGACAAACUGCAAAACCACAGGACAAGGGGGCUACCUAUCACCGCCUUUGCCUCUUUUUCAUACAUCUCCUACACUUGUUUUUUAGCUGUCUGACACCAAGAUCUAGAAAUAGUGGUGGAGUUCGGUGGAGCCAGGCUGCAGUAGAUUUAUUUAGCCCUGUUUGGUGUGGUUCCUUAUGCUGGUUCAGUUUUUAAGGAGUUAUCCUGUAUCUUUAGCAUUAACAUCCUCUCUCUAUUUGUCUACUCACAGGUGUCACCUAAGGCAUUUAGUGACCAACUUUUCUUCAGGUUAUACAGUUGUAACAAAUAUUUUAUACAAUUAUAGAACGUAUGAUACAAUAUCUGUCCAUGUAGACAGUAAACUGGCGAUACUGCACAUUGAAAUCAGUUGGAGAAGGCCAAAAAAAUAUACAUUCCAAUCCUCUCUCAGUUUUUAUGGUUGCAUUUUCCUAUUAUGCUGUUAAGUUAUGUAUUCCAAUAUGUAGCAAAAUUCAGGUUAUCUGUUACUAAAGCCAAAUAUAUGAUAUCUGCUCUGUUCAUAUUUCUAAAGAUGUUUCAGUAUUGUAGCUGUCAUUAUGUUGUGUUGACUAUCAGCCUGUGUUUAUAUGUUGGCAUCUUGGGUGAGUGACGGAUUUGCAAUGAAUUCCCUACACUGUGAAGCACACUCUGGUGUCUGGUAGUGAGUGUGUGUGUGUGUGUGUGUGUGUGUGUGUGGUGGUGUGUGUUGUGUGUGUGUGUGUGUGUGUGUGUGUGUGUGUGUGUGUGUGUGUGUGUGUGUGUGUGUGUGUGUGUGUGUGUGUGUUUUAAAAAAAAAGACUGUUAUAAUGUCCAGUGGGGAAAUGGAUCACAGACAGAACCAACCAAGUGUAUUCAUUCUAUAACUGCAAUAUAAAAUGUGUAUUUAUUUUACAAUGUAUCAUUGCUGUCCUUACGACCUCCAACACUUUUAGUAUGACAAACAUUACAUGUGACAUCACAUGACAUAGUGCUGAUGGUCCUUGUUUAAUCACAGUGACAUUCUGCACUAUGUUAUCAUACUGCUCAACUGUCAUUAAUAGAAACCAAAUAUGGAUCACAGCUAAUAACAUUAUUAAUGGCAUCGUCUGAAAAUCAUCGUUACUGCUCUUUACUUUCUACCAAAACAUUGUGUGUUUGUGUGUGUAUGCACAUGUGCCUGUGUGUGUGUGUGUGUGUGUGUGUGUGUGUGUGUGUGUGUGUGUGUGUGUGUGUGUGUGUGUGUGUGUGUGUGUGUGUGUGUGUGUGUGUGUGUGUGUAUUUCUGAGAGUGUAUGGUAGGAGUAGGAGUUAGAAUAUGGCGAGUACUGUACAUUUACAUGUGUAUUUACUAGUCAGUCUGGUAUUGGUGUAAUCUAUCCUGUGAAUACCUCUCUCCUCUCUCCAUGGAUAUGUGUGUGUGUGUGUAUGUGUGUGUAUGUGUGUGAGCACCUGGAUUAGUGUGUUGGUGCACAUAUGGGUGGUUGUGUAAAAAGGAUUAGAGGUGUUCAGGCCCUUUACGUAUGUGUGCAUGCCGUGAUGUAUGUGUAUACCGUACUUCAAGUGUGUGUGUGUGUGUGUGUGUGUGUGUGUGUGUGUGUGUGUGUGUGUGUGUGUGUAUGUAUGAAUGGGUGUGUCUGUAAUGUGAUGUCAUGUCUUGUUAACUGCCAAAAUAUCCAAUGAAGGAAAUAAACUCCCUCUUGCCUCUCUGUCGUACAUCUCUAGCUUAUGUAAGUUAUAUGUAUGUCAAUAAAAGACUGUAUUGAAAAAUA